UCAUCUAACUUUAAUUCUGAGCCGCUAAGCGUUGUUGGGUGAUCUUCAAGCUUUACUGGGCUAGCAGGCUACCUUAGGUAUUGUACCUAGCAGCCUACCUAGGUACUUAAAUGUAUUACAUAAUUAGAAGGCUUCACCUAUCGGCAUCCAGCUUGAUACAUGUAGCUUCAAUAUGAUAGCGUCGAUAAGUCGAGCUCAUCCCGCAGAACUUUAUUUUUCACAAAUCUAAAAGACGACGUCAUUCGGAAAAGACGACUGGCUAGUCCGUGUCAACAACUUCUUAAUUCUUAAUCCCAUAUCUAACCCUCUGUUGCUCGUCAUUGAAUAUCUACCGAUAUCUACCAUGGGCAUCUUCGGUUUAUUCGGUUCCGCCGACGAGAAGCGCAAAGAGGAAGUGCGCACUGGUGCGCGUGCGCCAGAUAGAACAGAGCGGCAGAUAUGUUGGGAUGCGCGCGACAAAUUCUACAGAUGUCUAGACAAGCACGAUGUUAUCGACUCGCUAAACGGCGACGGCAAGAAAAUUGCCGAGAAGCAAUGUGGGCAGGAGAAUAAGGAUUUCGAACAGAACUGCGCCAGCGCCUGGGUAACUUACUUCAAGCGAUAUCGAGUUGCCGAGCACCAAAAGAAGAAGACACUGGAAAAGUUACAACAAGAGGGCGCAAAUAAAAUGGUAGUCGAAGGAUCUACGAGAACAUAAAGCAACUGCUCUUACCUGGUAGACGUUGGAUAUAAUCUGCAUUGUCGUGUACAUAAUCCGAAGGCAUUAAGAGGAGUUACGGCUUGGGAAAAGGAUACACAUUGAUAUUCUCCCUUCUACUGGAUUUCUAUUCAUAUAUAAGAGUCAAGGGCCAGGCUCACGGCAGCUAUGGAACUUGCUCUUUGCCGGCACGGGAGGCCGCGAGGCCUCCGAUGAGUUUGUAAGAUUUAGCAAU
Daldinia vernicosa is the source of this 932-nucleotide messenger RNA. Its product is annotated as cytochrome oxidase c subunit VIb-domain-containing protein. The coding region runs from base 344 to 697 and encodes 117 amino acids. The transcript is spliced from 2 exons. Gene Ontology annotation, cellular component: mitochondrion; mitochondrial intermembrane space; respiratory chain complex IV. The record is from RefSeq and is a predicted model, not a curated record. NCBI's taxonomy places the organism in Eukaryota, Fungi, Ascomycota, Sordariomycetes, Xylariales, Hypoxylaceae. Gene Ontology annotation, biological process: mitochondrial respiratory chain complex IV assembly.